AUGGACGCAGCAGGGGCUGCAGCUGCUGCUGCUUUGCUGUGGGCCCCACAAGGUGCUGAUGCUCCGCGAUCAGACUCCGAGGGCACUGAGCCUCCCAGUGAUCAGGAGAAGGCAUGCUCCCGUCAGUCUGCGGUGGCCGUGGGGCUGGUCAAACUGCAAAACUUCCCGGCAUCCUGGCUUGAGGAAGACAGCGGCUUGCUUCAAGAGAGGGUAUCGCGUCUGCUCGGGCGCUUUGGAACAUUGGCUCUGGAGCCCGUCGUUGCGAAGAAGGAAGGACCUGUGCUGUACGCGGCCUUCGUGGAAGCAUCGUUUGCCAUCAAGGCGGUGUCCAAGCUGGACGGCAUGGACUUGCGAAGCAAUGCCGAGAAGCGGGCGGCGGCAGGCUUCAUGCCGCAAGACAUGUUUUUUGAAAAUAGCUCCGGAGAUGGCUUCAAUGAGAACUUGCAGCUGGCCACUGAUAGCUGCUAA
Symbiodinium sp. CCMP2592 is the source of this 468-nucleotide messenger RNA. Lineage: Eukaryota; Dinophyceae; Suessiales; Symbiodiniaceae. The record is from the annotation of a GenBank genome assembly.